AUGGGAUAUAAGGCACCUGCAGCUGCAAUGGAUCGCGUUAGCUUUCUUUGGAGGCUACGGCGUCGUGCCCGUCGAGGAGCUCUGUGUAUGGUACUAUUCUGCAUGACCAUGGCUGUUUUAUACACGCUCUGUGCGGAAAACAGCGUUCCUGUCACCGACGCCAUCUUUGGUGUGCGAGCAAGGACUCGGGCUCAACCAAGGACGCACUCUAUAAUCAAGGUGUUGCAUGGAGCAGCAGGACCGAAGCCAAUUUACAUCGAUCCUCAAAAGCUCCCAGGUGUCAUCCCUGGAGAUCCCCAAAAACCAAUCCCUGUGCUCUCCUCCUCCAACUAUACUAUGGAGAGCAGCCGCAAGGAUCUCCGUUUCAAGAGCAAAAACAGAGAGUCACAUGGGCUAUUCUCCAGGUUCAUGCCCAGGCCUCUGAGACGUGCUCUGGAGAUAAUCUUUGGAGGCCGACGGAGUGGAAACUCAGGAGGGGAUGCUGAGUUUUUUGGACCCAAUGGAGCACUAGGAGAAAUCUGGGAUGACAAUAUGUCUAGUACCAUGCUGGGGAAAAGGCUAAGGAAGGUUGUGCAGAACUAUCAGGCCAUGAACAAAUAUGGGGUACAGUACUCUGGUUCCGAAGGUGCAGCUGGUCGUCCUAAGUUGAGUGGUCCUGAACUCCUUUGUCAACUCAAGCAGAUGGUGCAAGUCAUGACAAUUACUCCAGACAUGGAGCCAUUUUCAGGACUUUCUUGGGCCUCCCAGUUGCCUCCACGACCCCUCACUGCAGAUGUUGGCCCAUUUAAGAACUGUGCUGUGGUAUCAUCAGCAGGGUCUUUGAAGAGCUCAGGAUUAGGAAAGGAGAUUGAUAGCCAUGAUGCAGUGGUACGGUUCAAUGCUGCACCCACAGCAGGAUUUGAAAAAGAUGUAGGCUCAAAAACCACUAUGCGCCUAAUAAACUCACAGGUUAUGGCAGCUGAAGACCACCAUUUUCUCUCCAGUUCCUUGUACAGCAGUGGCAUUUUAGUAGGAUGGGAUCCUGCACCAUAUUCCUCUGACCUUAAUGAGUGGUAUAACAAAACAGACUACCCUAUAUUCAAGCAAUAUCAGAGGUAUCGUCGCUUGCAUCCUCAACAGCCAUUUUAUAUUCUGCACCCCCGAGUGGAAUGGCAACUGUGGGAACGAAUUCAAGAUAACAUGGCAGAGCCAAUCCAAAAAAACCCUCCAUCCUCUGGACUGAUGGGCACUGUUAUAAUGAUGUCACUGUGCGAGGUGGUGCACAUGUACGAGUUUCUGCCGUCACGACGUAAAACCGAGCUUUGCCACUACUACCAGCGUUUCAGCGAUGCUGCCUGCACCCUGGGUGCUUACCAUCCACUGCUCUACGAGAAGAACCUGGUGAAGAGGAUGAACCAGGGGCUUGAUCGUGAUAUCUACACAUAUGGGCGAGUCACUCUGCCAGGUUUCAGCACCUUUAAUUGCACCCCCGGUUCUACUCCCAGCCCACCCUCAAAGGCAUAG
Molecule: messenger RNA, 1503 nt
Organism: Chanos chanos (milkfish)
Lineage: Eukaryota; Metazoa; Chordata; Actinopteri; Gonorynchiformes; Chanidae
Gene: st6gal1
Product: ST6 beta-galactosamide alpha-2,6-sialyltranferase 1
Exons: 8
Coding region: 1-1503 (500 amino acids)
Biological process (GO): sialylation
Cellular component (GO): Golgi apparatus
Molecular function (GO): beta-galactoside alpha-2,6-sialyltransferase activity
Source: RefSeq, a predicted model, not a curated record